Molecule: messenger RNA, 421 nt
Organism: Lobosporangium transversale
Lineage: Eukaryota; Fungi; Mortierellomycota; Mortierellomycetes; Mortierellales; Mortierellaceae
Exons: 1
Coding region: 65-376 (103 amino acids)
Source: RefSeq, a predicted model, not a curated record
AAGGUGAGUUCUAUCUCAGUUCUCACUUUGUUCUCUUUCACGUCUUCUCGUCAACAGGACUUUGAUGUUUGCUUCCUUUUUUACCCCCUUGCUUAUCAUCAAUGCAAUGGUGUCGAAUUUUGAUCUGCUGGCUAAAAAAAAGACUUUUAAAGCAAUGCUAAAUCAAAGACAUUUCAAUGUCUGUGUCUUUGAUUUCUUUUCUUCUCUCCUUCCUUCUCUCCUCCUCUCUCCUUCCCAUCCCUUCAUUUUUUUCUUCCUUUUCUCUUUCCAGACUGGGAAGAAAGCCUUUCAUGUGCUAUUCCUGGAUGUUCCUGACGCUUCUUUUUCUUUUCUUUACAUUUUCCCAGCAAAACGUUAUUUUGUUGUAGUAAAUUAAGUAUUCUCAUUCAACUAAAUGGGUCUGUAAAUAUUUAUUCUGGAU